Cercocebus atys (sooty mangabey) is the source of this 6374-nucleotide messenger RNA. It is a transcript of the gene DMBT1, whose product is annotated as deleted in malignant brain tumors 1. NCBI's taxonomy places the organism in Eukaryota, Metazoa, Chordata, Mammalia, Primates, Cercopithecidae. Gene Ontology annotation, cellular component: membrane. The record is from RefSeq and is a predicted model, not a curated record.
CCCUAGAGGACACACCUCCUUUUAGCUAGGUACCUAUAAAUGUCAAGGAUUUUCUAUUCAAUUAAGAACCCAGCAAAAUGGGGAUCUCCACGGUCAUCCUUGAAAUAUGUCUAUUAUGGGGACAAGUUCUAUCUACAGCAGCAAUAAGCGUGAGACACGCCACAGAAACUGGUUUUCAGGAGACUCGGGUGAUGACUGCUUCUGAAUCAUCUCAUCUCACAAUACCCAGUGAGUGGAUCCCAAGUACUGCAGACUACGGUUCUCUCAUUACCUCGGAGGAGUCCCUGGAGGUAACAUCAGUAGAAGGUACUGUGUUUCCCUCGGAGGCGCUCCUGGAGUCAACUGCAGCAGAAGCUGUGCUCAUCUCUGGCCAGCCUAUGGUGCUGGAUCUCUGGCUACAGGGCCUUGAGAGGCAGGAGAAGCUCAAGGACAACAUUCUCACCAAAGCCUCUGCCCUGCCCAGGGUUGGCAUGCAGCAGUUGGGAAUGCUGAUGGAGUGUACAAGAGAAAUUCUGUGCCUUCCUCUAGGAUCUGAUUAUGAUUUGGCUCUGAGACUGGUGAAUGGAGAUGGCAGGUGUCAGGGCCGGGUGGAGGUCCUGUAUCAAGGCUCCUGGGGCACAGUGUGUGAUGAUAGCUGGGACACCAAUGAUGCCAACGUGGUCUGCAGGCAGCUGGGUUGUGGCUGGGCCAUGUCAGCUCCAGGAAAUGCCUGGUUUGGCCAGGGCUCAGGACCCAUUGUCCUGGAUGACGUGCGCUGCUCAGGGUACGAGUCCUACCUGUGGAGCUGCCCCCACAAUGGCUGGCUCUCCCAUAACUGUGGCCAUAGUGAAGAUGCUGGUGUUAUCUGCUCAGCUGCCCAGCCUCAGUCGACGCUCAGGCCAGACAGUUGGCCUGUCAGGAUAUCACCUGUACUCAAAGAAGGACCUGAAUCCAGUUUGGCCCUGAGGCUGGUGAAUGGAGGUAACAGGUGUCAGGGCCGAGUGGAGGUCCUAUACCGAGGCUCCUGGGGCACCGUGUGUGAUGACUCCUGGGACACCAGUGACGCCAAUGUGGUCUGCAGGCAGCUGGGCUGUGGCUGGGCCACGUCAGCCCCAGGAAAUGCCCGGUUUGGCCAGGGCUCAGGACCCAUUGUCCUGGAUGACGUGCGCUGCUCAGGACAUGAGUCCUACCUGUGGAGCUGCCCCCACAAUGGCUGGCUCUCCCACAACUGUCAGCACAGUGAAGACGCUGGUGUCAUCUGCUCAGACGCGUUGCCAACCACCACCUUACCGGCAUCGACAGUAGGACCUGAAUCCAGUUUGGCCCUGAGGCUGGUGAAUGGAGGUGACAGGUGUCAGGGCCGAGUGGAGGUCCUAUACCAAGGCUCCUGGGGCACCGUGUGUGAUGACAGCUGGGACACCAAUGAUGCCAGUGUGGUCUGCAGGCAGCUGGGCUGUGGCUGGGCCACAUCAGCUCCAGGAAGUGCCCGGUUUGGCCAGGGCUCAGGACCCAUUGUCCUGGAUGACGUGCGCUGCUCAGGGAAUGAGUCGUACCUGUGGAACUGCCCCCACAAUGGCUGGCUCUCCCACAACUGUGGCCAUCAUGAAGACGCUGGUGUCAUCUGCACAGGACCUGAAUCCAGUUGGGCCCUGAGGAGCUGCUGCAGGCAGCUGGGCUGUGGCUGGGCCACAUCAGCCCCAGGAAAUGCCCGGUUUGGCCAGGGCUCAGGACCCAUUGUCCUGGAUGACGUGAGCUGCUCAGGGCACGAGUCCUACCUGUGGAACUGUCCCCACAGAGGCUGGCUCUCCCACAACUGUGGCCAUCAGGAAGACGCUGGUGUCAUCUGCUCAGGACCUGAAUCCAGUUUGGCCCUGAGGCUGGUGAAUGGAGGUGACAGGUGUCAGGGCCGAGUGGAGGUCCUAUACCGAGGCUCCUGGGGCACUGUGUGUGAUGACAGCUGGGACACCAAUGAUGCCAAUGUGGUCUGCAGGCAGCUGGGCUGUGGCUGGGCCAUAUCAGCCCCAGGAAAUGCUCGGUUUGGGCAGGGCUCAGGACCCAUUGUCCUGGACGACGUGCGCUGCUCAGGGCAUGAGUCCUACCUGUGGAAUUGCUCCCACAAUGGCUGGCUCUCCCACAACUGUGGCCAUAGUGAAGACGCUGGUGUCAUCUGCUCAGACACGUUGUCGACCACCACCUUACCUGCAUCGACAGUAGGAUCUGAAUCCAGUUUGGCCGUGAGGCUGGUGAAUGGAAGUGACAGGUGUCAGGGCCGAGUAGAGGUCCUAUACCAAGGCUCCUGGGGCACCGUGUGUGAUGACAGCUGGGACACCAGUGAUGCCAAUGUGGUCUGCAGGCAGCUGGGCUGUGGCUGGGCCACAUCAGCCCCAGGAAAUGCCCGGUUUGGCCAGGGGUCAGGACCCAUUGUCCUGGAUGAUGUGCGCUGCUCAGGACACGAGUCCUACCUGUGGAGCUGCCCCCACAAUGGCUGGCUCUCCCACAACUGUGGCCAUCAUGAAGACGCUGGUGUCAUCUGCUCAGUUUCCCAGUCCCAGUCGACACCCGGUCCAGACACUUGGCUAACCUCACCUGCGUCAACAGCAGGAUCUGAAUCCAGUUUGGCCCUGAGGCUGGUGAAUGGAGGUGACAGGUGUCAGGGCCGAGUGGAGGUCCUAUACCGAGGCUCCUGGGGCACCGUGUGUGAUGACUACUGGGACACCAAUGAUGCCAAUGUGGUCUGCAGGCAGCUGGGCUGUGGCUGGGCCACAUCAGCCCCAGGAAAUGCCCGGUUUGGCCAGGGCUCAGGACCCAUUGUCCUGGAUGACAUGAGCUGCUCAGGACAGGAGUCCUACCUGUGGAACUGUCCCCACAGAGGCUGGCUCUCCCACAACUGUGGCCAUCAUGAGGACGCUGGUGUCAUUUGCUCAGGUGGGCCUUCAAGACCUUGGGCUCCCACUCUUAAGUUCCAGUUUGCUCGGGAAGAAAAUCCUAAUUACAUUCUGAUCUCCUCACUCAAAGCUUCUUCUCUGUUUUCUAUAUUUCUCUGCCUCAGCUCCAGUCAAAACGCCAAAGCCAGGCCACAGACCUGCGACCUGACGAAGAGUGGGCGAACAGUGGCUGUCCCUCGCCGCUGUCUGGCCAAUAUCCUGCAUCAUACCUGGCACUUGUUACACAGCCCAGAGAGGACCACUGCGGGUGCACCCCAACUCCUGAACAUGAGAAGGACUCGGCCUCCCUUCUUGCGAGCUCUGCGGCUUCAUCGUUGUGAGAAUGGAGGCUCAGAUGAAGGAGAACUGAAUCCAGUUAUGCCCCCUGACGGCCUUGGUGAACUGGACAGGCUUGACCAGGUGGUCAGGGCGAAUACUUGGCUCACCACCAACUUACUGACACCGCCAAUAGGAUCUGAAUCCAGUUUGGCCCUGAGGCUAGUGAAUGGAGGUAACAGGUGUCAGGGUCGAGUGGAGGUCCUAUACCGAGGCUCCUGGGGCACCGUGUGUGACGACUACUGGGACACCAAUGAUGCCAAUGUGGUCUGCAGGCAGCUGGGCUGUGGCUGGGCCACAUCAGCCCCAGGAAAUGCCCGGUUUGGCCAGGGCUCAGGACCCAUAGUUCUGGAUGACGUGCGCUGCUCAGGACAGGAGUCCUACCUGUGGAACUGUCCCCACAGAGGCUGGCUCUCCCACAACUGUGGCCAUCAUGAAGACGCUGGUGUCAUCUGCUCAGUUUUCCUGUCUCUUCUAGAAUCCAAUUCUGGUGUGGCCCUGAGGCUGGUGAAUGGAAGUGACAGGUGUCGAGUGGAGGUCCUAUACCAAGGCUCCUGGGGCACCAUGUAUGAUGACAGCUGGGACACCAAUGAUGCCAAUGUGGUCUGCAGGCAGCUGGGCUGUGGCUGGGCCAUGUCAGCCCCUGGAAAUGCCCAGUUUGGUCAGGGCUCAGGACCCAUUGUCCUGGAUGACGUGCGCUGCUCAGGGAACGAGUCCUACCUGUGGAGCUGCCCCCACAAUGACUGGCUCUCCCACAACUGUCAGCAUAGUGAAGCCACUGUCAUCUGUUCAGCCACCCAAAUAAAUUCUACUGUGUCAGAUUGGUGGCAUCCAACAACUACAAUCACUACAAGACCCUCUUCAAAUUGUGGUGGCUUCUUAUUCAGUGCCAGUGGGACAUUCUCCAGCCCAUCCUACCCUGCAUACUACCCCAACAAUGCUAAGUGUGUUUGGGAAAUAGAAGUGAAUUCUGGUUAUCGCAUAAACCUGGGCUUCAGUAAUCUGCAGCUGGAGGCACACUAUAACUGCAGUUUUGAUUAUGUUGAAAUCUUUGAUGGAUCAUUAAAUAGCAGUCACCUGCUGGGGAAAAUCUGUAAUGAUACCAGGCAAAUAUUUACAUCUUCUUACAACCGAAUGACCAUUCACUUUCGAAGUGACAUCAGUUUCCAAAACACCGGCUUUUUGGCUUGGUAUAACUCUUUCCCAAGCGAUGCCACCUUGAGGUUGGUCAAUUUAAACUCAUCCUACGGUCUAUGUGCCGGGCGUGUUGAAAUUUACCAUGGUGGCACCUGGGGGACAGUUUGUGAUGACUCCUGGACCAUUCACGAAGCUGAGGUGGUCUGCAGACAGCUGGGGUGUGGACGUGCAGUUUCAGCCCUUGGAAACGCCUAUUUUGGCGCUGGCUCUGGCCCCAUCACCCUGGACGAUGUAGAGUGCUCAGGGACGGAAUCCACUCUCUGGCAGUGCCGGAACCGAGGCUGGUUCUCCCACAACUGUCGUCACAACGAAGAUGCUGGUGUCAUCUGCUCAGGAAACCCACUAUCGACACCUGCUCCUUUUCUCAACGUCACCCGUCCAAACACAAAUUAUUCCUGUGGAGGCUUCCUGUCCCAACCAUCAGGGGACUUUUCCAGCCCAUUCUAUCCCAGGAACUAUCCGAACAAUGCCAAGUGUGUGUGGGACAUUGAGGUGCAAAACAACCACCAUGUGACGGUGGUCUUCAGAGAUGUCCAGCUUGAAGGUGGCUGCAACUAUGAUUACGUUGAAGUGUUUGAUGGCCCCUACCACAGUUCCCCUCUCAUUGCUCGAGUUUGUGAUGGGGCCAGAGGCUCCUUCACUUCCUCCUCCAACUUCAUGUCCAUUCGCUUCGUCAGUGACCACAGCAUCACGAGGAGAGGGUUCCGGGCUGAGUACUACUCCAGUCCCUCCAAUGACAGCACCAACCUGCUCUGUCUGCCAAAUCACAUGCAAGCCAGCGUGAGCAGGAGCUACCUCCAAUCCUUGGGCUUUUCUGCCAGUGACCUUGUCAUUUCCACCUGGAAUGGGUACUACGAGUGUCGGCCCCAGAUAACACCGAACCUGGUGAUAUUCACAAUUCCCUACUCAGGCUGCGGCACCUUCAAGCAGGUAGACAAUGACACCAUCGACUAUUCCAACUUCCUCACAGCAGCUCACGUGGCAUCAUCACGGGGCAUCAUCACGAGGAGGAAGAACUUCCGUAUUCACGUCAGCUGCAGGAUGCUUCAGAACACCUGGGUCAACACCAUGUACAUUGCUAAUGACACCAUCCAGGUCGAGGAAGUCCAGUAUGGCAAUUUUGACGUGAACGUUUCCUUUUAUACUUCCUCCUCUUUCUUGUAUCCUGUGACCAGCCACCCUUACUAUGUGAAGCUGAACCAGGACUUGUACGUUCAGGCUGAAAUCCUCCAUUCUGAUGCUGCACUGACCUUGUUUGUGGACACCUGCGUGGCAUCACCAUACUCCAAUGACUUCACGUCUUUGAAUUAUGAUCUAAUCCGGAGUGGAUGCGUGAGGGAUGACACCUACGGAUCCUACUCCCAGCCGUCUCCUCGCAUUGCCCGCUUCCGGUUCAGGGCCUUCCACUUCCUGAACCGCUUCCCCUCCGUGUACCUGCGUUGUAAAAUGGUGGUGUGCAGGGCAUAUGACCCCUCUUCCCGCUGCAACCGAGGCUGUGUGAUGAGGUCCAAGAGGGAUGUGGGCUCCUACCAGGAAAAGGACGUCGUCCUGGGUCCCAUCCAGCUGCAGACACCCCCACGCCUAGAAGAGGAACCACAGUAGGUGGUCGCUGUCAGACCCCACUGCCCACCGGGGCACAGACCCCUGACUCUCGGGGACUUGGGAUGUUUCUCUUGGUGUCAUACUCCAACUCAAAUUGAGCUCUACACUGUGCUGCACCUGGUCAUACAGAGUUGAAUCAGACCUGGUUCCUGCCUUCCCCAAGGCUCAUGGUCCUUAGAGGACCCAUUGCAGGGCGAGGUCAAGAGAGUUCUGACCUGGAUGGCCCAUAGACCUGACGUCCUAGAAUCCAUGCUUCUCACCUGUGAAAUGAAAAUGUCAAUACUUACUUCUUAGCACUGUUGAGAGGGUUACAUAAAAGAAUUUUGGUGAAACUGC